Molecule: messenger RNA, 1196 nt
Organism: Olea europaea var. sylvestris
Lineage: Eukaryota; Viridiplantae; Streptophyta; Magnoliopsida; Lamiales; Oleaceae
Product: probable aquaporin PIP2-5
Exons: 4
Coding region: 71-937 (288 amino acids)
Biological process (GO): transmembrane transport
Cellular component (GO): plasma membrane
Molecular function (GO): water channel activity
Source: RefSeq, a predicted model, not a curated record
CCUGUAGUCUUCUCACGAGUUUUCUUGAUACACACAAACGCACACACAUUUUCUGUACCUAUAUUCACAUAUGACAAAGGACGCAGGUGUGGCGGAGCACGGGUCGUUCACGACCAAGGACUACCAUGAUCCGCCUCCGGCGCCGCUCAUCGACGCGGAGGAGCUGACAAAAUGGUCAUUUUACAGGGCUAUAAUAGCUGAGUUCAUAGCCACUUUGCUGUUUCUUUACAUUACAGUUUUGACUGUAAUUGGGUACAAAAGCCAGACUGAUCCCGACUUGAAGGGUGACCAGUGUGAUGGGGUUGGAAUUCUUGGUAUUGCAUGGGCCUUUGGUGGCAUGAUCUUCAUUCUGGUUUACUGCACUGCUGGAAUUUCUGGGGGGCACAUAAACCCAGCAGUGACCUUUGGCCUGUUCUUGGCCCGGAAAGUGUCUUUGAUCCGGGCAGUGAUGUACAUGGUGGCACAGUGUUUGGGAGCCAUCUGCGGCGUUGGUUUGGUCAAGGCAUUUCAGAAAUCAUACUACAAGAAAUACGGUGGCGGCGCCAACGUGCUGGCCGAUGGGAUCAGCACCGGCGUCGGGUUAGCUGCCGAAAUCAUCGGAACAUUCGUCCUUGUUUACACUGUUUUCUCCGCCACUGAUCCAAAGCGUAGUGCCAGAGAUUCUCACGUCCCUGUAUUGGCACCUCUUCCAAUUGGAUUUGCAGUGUUCAUGGUUCAUUUGGCCACCAUUCCAGUCACCGGAACGGGCAUCAACCCAGCUCGGAGUCUUGGAGCCGCAGUAAUCUACGACCAGCACAAGGCUUGGGACGAUCACUGGAUUUUCUGGGUCGGACCGUUUAUCGGUGCAGCCGUUGCAGCAUUCUACCACCAGUUUAUAUUGAGAGCUGGAGCAGCAAAGGCCCUUGGUUCAUUCAGGAGUAGUGCUUCUCAUCAUUGAAAUUAAGAGUCUUACUUUUAUCAUUUUCAGAUGAAUUUUCAGGCUUAAUUAUGAAUAAUUUUCAAGCUUUCUCCAUCAAUAUUAAUUAUUCUUCAAAGAUCCUUAAUGAUGGGAGAGUUCUUGAGAACCUUGGAAAUGUAUCGAUAAGGUAGCUGGAAAAGUGGAAAACUUUUAUUUCAUUCCUUUUGUCCUUUAUGUUUUGAUGAUAUGGAAUCAUGUGUAUUUUUCAAGACUAUCUUUUUAUUUUUAUCUUCUUUAA